GGGGGGGCCGCCUGCUGCUGCCGCCGCUCACCGGCGCCUCCAGCCCGGCAACGGGCCUGGCCCGGAGUCCGAGGCCGCCGCUGCCGCCCCUUCGACGGUCAACUCGUCCUCGUCGUCGUCGUCCUCCGCCUCCUCCUCGUCGACGGGCUCCGCCUCGGAGCGGCCGAGCUGCCCGAUCUGUGAGCGCCUGAUGCCCGGCGCCUCGGCCCCCCCCGACAACGAGCCGGGCCUCCCGGCCGAGCUGCUGCUGCUCAACAACCUGCUGGACGUGGUGUCGGCGGCCGAGGACGAGCUGGACGGCGGCGGGGGCAGGGGCCGUGCCCGGCCCAGGAGCUCCCAGGCCGGCGCUGGUGGUGGCGGCGGUGCCGGCGGCGGCGGGGCUGGGGCUGGGGGAGGGGGCUGCAGCUCCUGUGAUGAAGGCGCCCCGGUCACCUCCCGCUGCCUGGACUGCGCCGAGUACCUGUGCGACCGCUGCGUGCGGGCCCACCAGCGGGUCCGCCUCACCAAGGAGCACGCCAUCCACCGCUUCAGGCAGCCCCCGCCCCAGCCCCAGCCCCACUACAACCAGCAGCCCUUCGCCAGCCUCCCCAUCGCACACGAACGGGUCAGCUACUGCCAGCAACACGAGAACGAAGUGAUGCGUCUGUACUGUGAUACUUGCGCUGUCCCAAUUUGUCGAGAAUGCACAAUGAGCCGUCAUGUAGGGCACAGCUUUGUCUACCUCCAGGAUGCCGUACAGGACUCCAAAGAAAUUACCCUACAGUUAUUAGCAGAUGCACAGCAAGGACGACAGGCAAUUCAGCUCAGUAUAGAGAAAGUCAGAGCUAUGGUGGAACAAGUAGAGAUGAAAGCUCAAGUGAUUCGAUCAGAAGUCAAAGCAGUUACUUCGCGGCACAAGAAGGCUCUAGAGGAACGUGAGUGUGACCUGUUAAGAAAGGUUGAAAAGAUCCGGCAGAUGAAGGCCAAAACCCUGCACCUUCAGGUGGAAGCACUGCGUGAGAAUUUAACCAGGCUGGAAAGCACGAUAGAUUGUGUUCAGAAAGCCUUAUUGGACGGGCGUGAUGUGGAUGUCCUCUUGGCAAAAGAACAAAUGUUUGUCCAAAUCCAAGACUUGAAGAAACUUCGGAAUCUCCUACAACCUCAAGACGACGACACCCUUUCGUUCAUUCCACCUGAUGGUGUACUAUACAAAGCCAUCAAAUCACUGGGCAUAAUUAGUAGCAGUGCAUAUGCUCCAAUAUCUACAGCAACUGGUGAAGGAUUGAAACGGGCAUUACGUGGGAAAAUGAGCAGUUUCACUGUAAUCACCAAGGAUCACACUGGUGAAGGAAGAUCGUCUGGUGGUGACUUGGUAGUGGUUGUUAUCAUGGGUCCUGAUGGCUGUCUCUUUCGUGCUGAUGUUCUCGAUCAUCAUGACGGCACCUACACAGUUAGUUAUUCCCCACAUCUGGAAGGAGAGCAUGUAGUCUCAGUGACAAUUCGUGGUCAGCAUAUUGAGAACAGCCCUUUUCGAGUAAUUGUCAAAGCAGGUCGCAAUUACUCUGGAAUUGGGCUUCCAAUCUGCUCCUUUGGAGGAGAAGGGGAUGAAGAUGGACAGCUUUGCCGACCGUGGGGUGUCUGUGUCAACAAAGAAGGCUAUAUUAUCAUUGCUGAUCGUAGCAACAACCGCGUUCAGGUGUUCACACCAAGUGGAACCUAUCACCACAAGUUUGGGACAGCAGGAGCCAGGCCUGGACAGUUUGAUCGUCCUGCUGGAGUUGCCUGUGAUCAGAAUUGUCGAAUCGUAGUGGCUGAUAAGGACAAUCACCGCAUUCAGGUGUUCACCUUUGAGGGACAGUUUAUUCUUAAAUUUGGGGAGAAAGGAAGCAAGAAUGGCCAGUUCAACUACCCUUGGGAUGUUGCAGUCAAUACUGAUGGAAAGAUCCUAGUGUCUGACACUCGCAAUCAUAGAGUUCAGCUUUUUGGCCCAGAUGGAAAUUUUGUAAGUAAAUAUGGCUUUGAGGGAGCAUUGUGGAAGCAUUUUGAUUCUCCUCGUGGAGUGGCCUUUAACCAUGAAGGACACCUUGUGGUUACAGAUUUCAACAACCACCGGCUGCUGGUAAUCCAUCCUGACUUCCAGUCUGCACGUUUCCUUGGCUCUGAAGGCACAAGUAACGGUCAGUUCCUCCGACCUCAGGGUGUAGCUAUUGACCAAGAAGGCCGCAUCAUUGUAGCUGAUUCCAGGAACCAUCGCAUUCAGAUCUUUGAACCAAAUGGCAAUUUCCUGUGCAAGUUCGGGACCCAAGGCAGUGGCUUUGGACAGAUGGACCGUCCAUCCGGAAUAGCCCUGAUGCCAGAUGGACUGAUAGUAGUCGUCGACUUUGGCAACAAUCGUAUCCUCUUGUUUUAAUAAUGCUGUGUGCUUUGAUUUUCUAUAUUGUGGAAUUGUUGCUCAGGGACAAUGUCUUAAUUGUUUUCCCUAGAGAAGACAGGUUUUUUUUUUCUGUGCUGCAGUCAUCUACCUCAUGAUGGUAAAGUGUGAGCUGUGAGACUACUUCAAAACUACAUAAAUAUAUAGACCUACCUCACUGCCUGCAGAUGUUGGGCUGACUUAAUGUUUGGAUAUUUCCAUGGAACUGUGCAAAUGUGUCCAGGCAAUUGGUGCCUUUAUGACCUGAAUCCAAAGACUUGUUUCUUAGUAUUAAAAUUGUCCUGUAGCUUUAUUUAAAGAAAAAUCUCUCAGGUAGGAAGACUAUUGGCCUCUUCUGUAGCCUAAAAAUGGCCAUUUGUGGGUGACUGAAAAGUUUUGGCUGCCUACCUGCAUACAUUUUGUUUUCAGGGAUUAUUUGAUAUUGAAUAUCUCGUACGUUUAGCCCUACACUCUUCUGAAUGUAGCCCCACGCUCCACCUGAAUGUAAACUAAGUACCUCUUUUUGUUGUUGUUGUUUUUGGGCUGUAAUGUUCUUUGGCCUGAUGCACAUAAUGGUGAACAUAGAAGUUGCUGAGGGUUCUUCUGUGUUUGUUUAUUUGGGGUAUUUGUGUAAGGAAAAUUUGGGAUGCUAUUUGAUACCCUGAAGAUCAAAGUAUAAAAGGCACCUGGGAUAAUCAAAUUAUAUUUACCUCAACUGCUAGCUCAGGUACCUACAUAAAAUCAAUUUCCUACUGAAUUGGUAGGCUGUAUUUGGUUUCAGAGGCAGUAUUACUUUGCUUUGGAAGUGUGAAUUGGCUGAUUUAGACUUUUUCUUUGGGUCUUGUUUAAUCAGAGUCCUGUUAGGUGGGAAUCUACAGAAAAACGAGUUCAGGGUGAGCAAAGUCCACUGGUCCUGUUUUGGUGUGCCACUGUUUGGAUGCGCACGCACUGUUACAGAUGCCAUAAACCGAAAUGGCCACCUAACUAAUUGGUUCUCAAUGCCAAGUUUCCUAAGGAGGGAGAUUGUUAAUCCUCUAUACUUCAUUGAGAAAACAUGUUGAUGUUUUUAAUCAAAACAACUGUAAAAUGCAAUUGAGUUAACCAGUUCUUUACUGAUGAGUUUUAGGCAAUGCUAUAUUGUCCUGGCCCCUCAAGCAGAAAAAAGGUCAGUUCUUGAAAGGGCAUGAUUGUAAUGGUUUGUAUGUCGUGCGCUGGAGCAGUAGUAACCCAUAAGGACUGGCAAUAAUUGCUGAUUGUAACUGUGCUGUUAUGUUAAUAUUCUGCCAGGAUUCUGGCUGUAGCUGAUAGUUGAGGAAAUAUAUACACUAUAUAUAUAUAUAUAUGCUGUAGUCGUAGGAACGUUGGUAGAAUCCUUGGAUUUAUUUCCAUCUCUGAAUCUUCCAUUUUUCCUGUAGCCCAAAAGUGACCAAUUAGUUUAGA
Molecule: messenger RNA, 3829 nt
Organism: Hemiscyllium ocellatum (epaulette shark)
Lineage: Eukaryota; Metazoa; Chordata; Chondrichthyes; Orectolobiformes; Hemiscylliidae
Gene: trim71
Product: tripartite motif containing 71, E3 ubiquitin protein ligase
Exons: 4
Coding region: 191-2389 (732 amino acids)
Biological process (GO): proteasome-mediated ubiquitin-dependent protein catabolic process; protein polyubiquitination
Molecular function (GO): ubiquitin protein ligase activity; protein binding; zinc ion binding
Source: RefSeq, a predicted model, not a curated record